This is a messenger RNA of Neurospora tetraspora, 1467 nucleotides long. RefSeq lists its product as uncharacterized. Lineage: Eukaryota; Fungi; Ascomycota; Sordariomycetes; Sordariales; Sordariaceae. The coding region runs from base 1 to 1467 and encodes 488 amino acids. The record is from RefSeq and is a predicted model, not a curated record. The transcript is spliced from 6 exons.
AUGGCGCCCGUCACUGAUCCAUUUCCUAUACCUGGCUUGGAGGGCUUGAUCUUGAAGAACUGUAGAUUCUUCAGUAGCACAGACACCGGGUUAUCUCUCAUAAUCGUCAAAGAAGCAGGCCAAUUCAAAGCCGUGGUCCUACAGACCAAGGAUAACUUCAGGGGCCCUCUUCUUGUCGAAACGGGACCGACCAUUUACUGGGCUCUUCACUCAUUGAUGGUCAAGUCGGCAGAGUCCGUGCAAAACUACAUCCAGACCAGCGGAUUCUCUAUCGUGCCCGGCGCCAGGGAAAAAUCCAAGGCCUCCAAAGAACCUCACGACUUCAGUGACUCUGAUCAUGGGUCCGCCGAUAACCAAGCACACGAUGACCACUCAGACACCUCCAGACCUUUGACAUACACCCGUCAGUCGGUCCCUGCGCCCUUACUACCCCAUGUUAAGAGGCAUAACAUGCCAUAUCAUAACCGUAUGAUGGGUGUGCCUGGUAUUAAGCCCCCUCCUCUGCCACCUCCACCGCCGGGGUGGCCGCUCAGGAAUAUGGGGUUGAAUGGUGGAAUUGGGAAUGGAGUGAGCCAUGUGCCUCCUCCUCCCCCUCCUCCUCCUCCGCCGCCUCCUCCCCCAGCCGGUCUUGCUAGCAUUGAAUCUGGGAGAGCACCCUAUGGGGCGUUGCAGCAACAAUACGACCGUUUUCAGCCCCAGAAUACGAGUUCUCAUGGACAAUCAAUGAGGCCGACGGACCAUAUUCGGCAUGUGCAAUUGCCGUCCCAGACACUUCCUACCACUACGGCUUUCCAGUCAGCACUGCCGGCUCUUUCAGCAAUCGGUGAUGCUGUACCUGGAAAUUCUUCAAGGAUAGAUACUCAGUAUCAGCAUCAUAUACCGCCACCCCCACCACCUCCCCCGCCCUUUCCACGAAUGUCUCGAGGAAUCAGCCACUUCUACGGCUCUGUCCCUUGGCACGUCGGGGGAUCCAAUCCAUACACCACCGUUGGAACCAUUCCUCCUCCACCGCCACCUCCACCACCACCACCUCCUCCUCCUGCUUUCAUUCAUAUACCUGCCUCUUGCUCAACCUCUUCCUCUUCCUCAGCAACAAUCACCGUAACACCCAAUGACUCUCCAGAUCUACCACCUGUUGGAUCCCCCCUUUCCCAAGGGACGUCUAGCACCGUCUCCUCAUCCUCUUCUGCCCCUUCCGCCUCUUCCGCAUCUUCUUCUCCCAAUGCCAAACACAACUCCAUCACCACCCCGUCCUCCUCUUCCCCAUCCUCCAACAGCGAUAAACAUGGAGAGACUAAACCACCAGCCCUAAUAACCAUCAUCUUCCCCUCCCACCUCGACCGCUCACAGCUCACGAUCCUGCGAUCUCUUCCCCACCUUACCGUGGCCUCGUCGAGAGAAAGAGGAAAGGGAAGCGGAAGUACGGAUCACCGCUGUCAGGGCUAUCUUGUCUGGUUCUGGGUCUAG